Molecule: messenger RNA, 980 nt
Organism: Pomacea canaliculata
Lineage: Eukaryota; Metazoa; Mollusca; Gastropoda; Architaenioglossa; Ampullariidae
Product: cerebellin-3-like
Exons: 3
Coding region: 1-594 (197 amino acids)
Molecular function (GO): protein binding
Source: RefSeq, a predicted model, not a curated record
AUGGCGUCACUAGCAACACAGUGUACCAGUCAAACAAUACCCAGCAGUCAUUGUGUCAUCAGUCAUACACUAGCAGACCCAGUUGAGAGACGUGCUGCUGCUGUCCUGGGUAUAGUGAAGGAACUUAAAGAAGCGGGUUCGGGUUUAGUCGUGAUCAGUCAACUUCAGUCUCAAGUCAACACACUAACAUCAAAAAUUGCUCUCCUUGACCAGCGAGUGUUCUUCACGGCUACACUUCACUCCCGUCUGCUAACCGUUGGAGCCGGUCCCUUGGUGUUCAACCAUGUCCUGAUGAACACUGGCGGCGGUUACAGCCCUACCACCGGGGUCUUCACUGCACCUUGCCGAGGUCUCUACGUCUUCCUGGUCCAGAUGUUCACCAGUGGACACGGCCAUGCAAAAUGGGAUUUGUAUGUCAACGGACACAUGGUGAUGAGCGGGGAGUCACAUACUCAUGAUAACACCAGCAACGAGUACAUGUACCCGGUGACCCUACAGGCUGGAGACAGAGUCUCGGUCUACAGCCGUAAUUCACUCCACAUCUAUGGAAUUCACCAUAGCUUCUUCGGUGGCUGGAUGAGCAAGGCUCUAUAAACUGAAAACCUUUUAACUACGGCGACAAAGCAGUCUCGAAGUUUCAUUUUUGGGUAUCUAAUAUUUAAUCAUUCUUCUUACUGUGGGAAACAGUAAGAUGUUCUAAGAUGAUUGUACAUCUCAAACAAAGGUGUCCAUUUUAAUGCUCUGAAAAAAUAUGCACCAUUCUGUGAAAAGCAAAAUAUGUCAAGCAGCUUAACCUCAAUGUUUCUAACUAACCUUGUUUUCCUCUAUAUCCUCCUACUGAUAUCAGUAUCUAUGAACCUACAAUGAUCAUACUCUAACUUCAGACAGUGCUGUACUUCUAAACAGUUACUGCAUUUUCAUAUUAAGCCAUUGCAUGUGUGUGUGCAUAUUUCGCAUUAAAAUAUUUUAUUCCACUUCAA